GUUGCCAUGGCAACCCACUGACCUGAGCCACCCCCUGGAGAGGCCACAGCUGCUGGCUUCCUGGGCUUCUCCAAGCUUCUGUGUGUCGCCACUGCCACCGGCAGGGAGCCAGGAGAGAGACAGAAAGGGGCUGAGAGAGAAUGAUCAAAAGGAGAGCCCACCCUGGUGCGGGAGGCGACAGGACCAGGCCUCGACGGCGCCGUUCCACUGAGAGCUGGAUUGAAAGAUGUCUCAACGAAAGUGAAAACAAACGUUAUUCCAGCCACACAUCUCUGGGGAAUGUUUCUAAUGAUGAAAAUGAGGAAAAAGAAAAUAAUAGAGCAUCCAAGCCCCACUCCACUCCUGCUACUCUGCAAUGGCUGGAGGAGAACUAUGAGAUUGCAGAGGGGGUCUGCAUCCCUCGCAGUGCCCUCUAUAUGCAUUACCUGGAUUUCUGCGAGAAGAAUGAUACCCAACCUGUCAAUGCUGCCAGCUUUGGAAAGAUCAUAAGGCAGCAGUUUCCUCAGUUAACCACCAGAAGACUCGGGACCCGAGGACAGUCAAAGGUUUCUACCUUUAUCAUGAUGUACAGAACACACUGUCAGAGAAUACUGGACACUGUAAUAAGAGCCAACUUUGAUGAGGUUCAAAGUUUCCUUCUGCACUUUUGGCAAGGAAUGCCGCCCCACAUGCUGCCUGUGCUGGGCUCCUCCACAGUGGUGAACAUUGUCGGCGUGUGUGACUCCAUCCUCUACAAAGCUAUCUCCGGGGUGCUGAUGCCCACCGUGCUGCAGGCAUUACCUGACAGCUUAACUCAGGUGAUUCGAAAGUUUGCCAAGCAACUGGAUGAGUGGCUAAAAGUGGCUCUCCACGACCUCCCAGAAAACUUGCGAAACAUCAAGUUCGAAUUGUCGAGAAGGUUCUCCCAAAUUCUGAGACGGCAAACAUCACUAAAUCAUCUCUGCCAGGCAUCUCGAACAGUGAUCCACAGCGCAGACAUCACGUUCCAAAUGCUGGAAGACUGGAGGAAUGUGGACCUAAACAGCAUCACCAAGCAAACCCUUUACACCAUGGAAGACUCUCGCGAUGAACAUCGGAAACUCAUCAUCCAAUUGUAUCAGGAGUUUGACCACCUCUUGGAGGAACAGUCUCCCAUCGAGUCCUACAUUGAGUGGCUGGAUACCAUGGUUGACCGCUGUGUUGUGAAGGUGGCUGCCAAGAGACAAGGGUCCUUGAAGAAGGUGGCCCAGCAGUUCCUCUUGAUGUGGUCCUGUUUUGGCACGAGGGUGAUCCGGGAUAUGACCCUGCACAGCGCCCCCAGCUUCGGGUCUUUUCACCUAAUUCACUUAAUGUUUGAUGACUACGUGCUCUACCUGUUAGAAUCUCUGCACUGUCAGGAGCGGGCCAAUGAGCUCAUGCGAGCCAUGAAGGGAGAGGGAAGCACUGCAGAAGUCCGAGAAGAGAUCAUCUUGACAGAGGCUGCAGAGGCUACGGCGCCAACCCCUUCACCAGUGCCAUCGUUUUCUCCAGCAAAAUCUGCCCCAUCUGUGGAAGUGCCACCUCCCUCUUCCCCUGGUAGCAAUCCAUCCCCUGAGUACACUGGCCUCAGCACUACAGGAGCAAUGCAGUCAUAUACGUGGUCUCUCACAUACACAGUGACGACGGCUGCUGGGUCCCCAGCUGAGAACUCCCAACAGCUGCCCUGUAUGAGGAACACUCAUGUGCCUUCUUCCUCCGUCACACACAGGAUACCAGUUUAUCCCCACAGAGAGGAACAUGGAUACACGGGAAGCUAUAACUAUGGGAGCUAUGGCAACCAGCAUCCUCACCCCAUGCAGAGCCAGUAUCCGGCCCUCCCUCAUGACACAGCCAUCUCCGGGCCACUCCACUAUGCCCCUUACCACAGGAGCUCUGCACAGUACCCUUUUAAUAGCCCCACUUCCCGGAUGGAACCUUGUUUGAUGAGCAGUACUCCCAGACUGCAUCCUACCCCAGUCACUCCCCGCUGGCCAGAGGUGCCCUCCGCCAACACGUGCUACACAAGCCCGUCUGUGCAUUCCACGAGGUAUGGAAACUCUAGUGACAUGUAUACACCCCUGACAACGCGCAGGAAUUCUGAGUAUGAGCACAUGCAACACUUUCCUGGCUUUGCUUACAUCAACGGAGAGGCCUCUACAGGAUGGGCUAAAUGACUGCUAUCAUAGGCAUCCAUAUUUAAUAUUAAUAAUAAUUAUUAAUAAUAAUAAACCCAACACCCAUCCCCCAGAAGACUUUAUCUCUAUACAUUGUAACUCAUGGGCUAUUCCUAAGUGUCCAUUUUCCUAAUGAACAUGAGGAUGGGAUUCAAUGUGGGAUGAAUAAACUUUAGUUCAGAAACAGGACUUACUAAAAGUCAGCGGGAUUGGGUUUCUGUAGCCAAGCCAGACUUGACUGUUUCUAUAGAGCACUAUCUCGGGCAGGCCAUUCUGUGCCUUUUCCCUCUGUUCCAUGACUUUGCUUUGUGUUGGCAACCACUUCUAGUAAGCUACUGAUUUUCCUGUUGACAAAAUCUCUUUAGUCUUGAAGGAUGGAUACUGGAGACAGAAUCUGGUUUGUGUUCUUGGAUGGGCACAUAAUUUGCCAAGAGCAUUCACCUUGCCAUCUGUCUGUCAUCGUACUGUACAAGGAACAGCCCUCAGACGUGUUCUGCACAUCCCUUCUUCCUGGUGGUAUCAUCACUGCUUCCUGGAGCACCAGGGCUAAAUGGGGAGCUAUCUGGAAACUCUAGAUUUUCUGUCAUAACCCACAUCUGUCACAGUACCUGCAUUGUCUUGGAAUGUAAGCACUGUCUUGAGGGAAGGAAGAGGUCUGUUCUGUAUUGCCUUAAGUGAUUGAGGUUUGUAGGAGACUGGUUCUUCUACAUACAAGGAUUUGUCUUAAGUUUGCACAAUGGCUAGUGUCAGCAAAAGGCAGGAAGGUUUUUUUUUUUUUAAAGUUCUAUGAGAAUGUGGAUUUAUGGCAUUGAGUAUCACACUCAGCUCUGCUGUGUUAACUUUGUGAAACUGGAUGGAACAAACUUUAACUUACCAAGCACCAAGUGUGAAAAUGACUUUCAUGGUUUCUUCAUAAAACUAUAAUAAUAUCCGACACUUUGAUAGAAAAAAAUUCAAAGCUGUGCCUUUGAGCCUAUACUAUACUGUGUAUGUGUGGAAAUAAAAAUGUAUUGUACUUUUGGAGAAUUUUUUUGUAGGCAUUUUUCUGUCAGACUUGUAGUAAUUUGUGAGGUUUGUUAGAGAUUAAUAUAGGUUUUCUUUCUGUAUUAUAAAAUGCACCAAGCAAUUAUGGUGGGCCUAUUACCCUAUGGGUAAGAAAUAAAUGGAAAUAUGACAUCGGAUGUUUUAGCAAUUGUUCUGUAAAUAAAAUCUUUGAUCACACCACUCAGUGUGAUAAUUGUGUCUACAGCUAAAAUGGAAAUAGUUUUAUCUGUACAGUUGUGCAAGAUAUGAAUGGUUUCACACUCAAAUAAAAAAUAUUGAAAUGA
This is a messenger RNA of Mandrillus leucophaeus (drill), 3499 nucleotides long. RefSeq names its product regulatory factor X, 4 (influences HLA class II expression) (gene RFX4). Gene Ontology annotation, biological process: regulation of transcription by RNA polymerase II. NCBI's taxonomy places the organism in Eukaryota, Metazoa, Chordata, Mammalia, Primates, Cercopithecidae. Gene Ontology annotation, molecular function: DNA-binding transcription factor activity, RNA polymerase II-specific; RNA polymerase II cis-regulatory region sequence-specific DNA binding. The coding region runs from base 141 to 2171 and encodes 676 amino acids. The record is from RefSeq and is a predicted model, not a curated record. The transcript is spliced from 17 exons.